Prorocentrum cordatum is the source of this 710-nucleotide messenger RNA. NCBI's taxonomy places the organism in Eukaryota, Dinophyceae, Prorocentrales, Prorocentraceae. The record is from the annotation of a GenBank genome assembly.
CCGAGGGCGCAGCGGCGGCGGCGCCGAGGGCGCGGCGGCCCGCCCUGGCGGCGGAGAGCGGCGGCUUGCGCUGGCGAGGUUGGCCUUGCUGCUCUGCCAGGAGGGCCGCGAGGAGGAGGCGCUGCCUCUGCUCAGGAGGGGCGGGUGGACCUUCCGCCUGGCGCCCUGGGUCAUCCGGUACCCGCCCGCGCCCGAGAACAGCCCGCCAGCGCGCCCCCGGCGCCGGGCGGGCCCCCGCUGCGGGUCUUCGACGCCGCGCUCCCGGGGGCGCUGCUGGGCCACCUGCGCGAGGUGCUGGCGCCGGGGGCGGCGUUCUGGCGCGAGCACGGCUACAGCGAGCUCCUCGGCAGCGGCGAGAACGGGUAUUUCAGCUACGUCCGCGGCCUCGACGGCCCCGCGACGUCCACGCUGGACCUGGCAAUCCGCCACGUGCUGCGGAUAGCGCGCGCGCACUUCCCGGAGCUGGGGGAGGCCACGGCCGCGGAGUGGUGGGCGCACUGCCGCCCGCACCCGUGCGGGCACCAGCUCCACUUCGACAGCGACAACGAGGGCAUCGGCGGCGCGCGGCACCCCAUCUGCAGCUGCGUCCUGUACGUGGAGGCCGCGCCGGGCUUCGGGGGCCCCACCCUGGUGACCGACCAGCGCGGCUGCGCGUAAGAGUGGCCCUUCGCCGGAGGGACCACUGGUGCGGGUCCCAUUCGGUAUGGCGA